Messenger RNA from Thamnophis sirtalis, 1608 nucleotides. The record is from RefSeq and is a predicted model, not a curated record. Lineage: Eukaryota; Metazoa; Chordata; Lepidosauria; Squamata; Natricidae.
UGCAACAGCUUCCAACAAUAACAACACAGCCAACAGAUCAGGUUGCUUUCCCUUUUGAUGAUGAAUUUUCAAUCAAAUGUGAAGCUAAAGGAAACCCCCCAGCAAUCUUUAACUGGACAAAAGAUGGGAAGCCAUUUAGUCUGCUGGGUGACUCACGGAUAACUACAUUUAAUAAUUCAGGAACAUUUGUAGUUAAAAAUCGUGGUAACAUAGCCUUUUUCCAAGGAAAAUAUCGCUGCUAUGCAUCCAAUGAGUUGGGAACUUCUAUGUCAGAGGAAAUUGAGCUAAUAGUUCCAGGUAUUCCUAAAUUUCCUAAGGAGAAAAUUGACCCCAUUGAUGUAGAACAUGGUGAUGCAAUGGUUUUGCGCUGCAAUCCUCCCAAAGGCAUCCCACCACUGCACAUUUAUUGGAUGAAUAUUGAUUUGCAGCAUAUCCCACAAGAUGAAAGGGUCUCCAUGGGCCUUAAUGGGGAUCUUUACUUUGCAAAUGUGGAUGAAAAUGACAGUCGUAGUGAUUAUUGCUGCUUUGCUGCAUUUCCAAAAUUAAGAACGAUUGUGCAGAAAAUGUCAAUGACAUUGACAGUUACACGUUUAAAAUAUACUAAUGAUUCCAGUUCAUCUAAUGCGGCUAAGGCAAAUUUAAUCAAAGAAAGAAAACCCAAGCUACUUAUCCCUGAAUCUUCUGGUGCCAGUUCGGAAGUGACAUUUAUGAAAGGAAUGGAUCUUUUUCUGGAAUGCAUUGCUGAAGGACUUCCAACACCCCAUUUAACAUGGAGAAGGAUUAACAAAACCAGCAUUUUCAGAGGAGUCGCUGAGAAUUUUGGAAAAGUUUUGAAGAUAGAACAAGUUACUAAAGAUGAUGAAGGAACCUAUGAAUGUGUAGCCUCAAAUGAUUUAGGAGAAACAAAGCAUGAGUUCAAAGUUCGUGUUGAAGAGCCGCCCACCUGGGUAAACAAACCAAAAAGUGGAGUUUUCAGUGUUGGUGGAAGUUUUGUACUGUUGUGUGAAGCUAUUGGCUUUCCUGAGCCAACUAUAAAAUGGAAAAAGAACGGCAUUCCUCUUGAAGAUAACGAAAUAAAAUCCAGCAGAGCUGCUUUUUCAACAAGGGAGAUCAGCAUCAUUGACUUGGAGCUGAGUGACACUGCAGUGUACCAGUGUGAGGCUACCAACAAGCAUGGCACUAUCCUGGCCACAGCAAAUAUUGAUGUUCUCAAUAUUCCCCCAGAAAUAUUAACUCCAGAUGGUGAAGAAUAUGUGGCAGUAAUGGGUUAUUCAAGUCACUUGUACUGUCAGUUUUUUGCAAUACCCACACCAGAUAUUUCUUGGACUAAAGAUGACAGCAUGCAACUUCUUGAGGUGGAUCAAAAUGGAACCCUGGAGAUUAGAGAAACACGGAAGGAAGAUGCUGGAUUUUAUACCUGCCUGGUGAAAAAUUCUGUUGGGAAGCGUGCCAUCACUGCUACUCUCACUGUCAGAGGUGAUAUAAAUAUGAACAUAAACAAUAGUUAAAGAUUCAGUUAAUUUUAAUUGCAUGCUAUAAAACAUUUACACUUAGCUGCAAGGGCAGGAAUAAGAAUGGGUUUUUGCCAUUUACACAUCUGAUGUAACA